Lingula anatina is the source of this 3692-nucleotide messenger RNA. RefSeq lists its product as uncharacterized. Gene Ontology annotation, molecular function: serine-type peptidase activity. NCBI's taxonomy places the organism in Eukaryota, Metazoa, Brachiopoda, Lingulata, Lingulida, Lingulidae. Gene Ontology annotation, biological process: proteolysis. The record is from RefSeq and is a predicted model, not a curated record.
UGUGCAGAAAUGAGCGAAUUACCCGACUUUUCACUACCAUCAUCCGAAUUCGGGCGGGGCGUCUCCGCGACAACAUCCGAGAUUGACAGCACCACGUGCAGCACCGUGAAUUCUGGUGCAUGUAGCCGCACAGAAACUAGAGAGGAGACAUGGAAUACAUUGAUUAACAAACCUAUUCCCGAAGCAAUAGCGCCAGGCAAUAUAAUAGAAGAAAUCAUGUUCAGCGAAAAAACUUCAGUCAUGUCCAGGGAUGUUGUCCACUCUUCAGAAUAUGCAUGCGUUAACAGUCCGGAUAUCCGGAAACUCUCCGACGACUUUGACAGCACAGAUUCGGAAUUUACAGCAGAAAAUGUCAUCGCAGCUGAUGAAAGGUUGCGUGUCACGCCAUGCACGUCACAACCGUACAGGUGGAUUUGUUAUUUAGAAAUAACAACCGUAACUGGACUUACGUACAAAGGAACAGGGUUUUUCAAUACUAUGUUAGGCCCUGGGAAACCUGGCCUGAUCCUGACGUGUGCGCACAAUUUGUACAUCCACAAUCAUGGAGGCUAUGCAAAGAAGAUCAGAGUGUACCCUGGAAGAGACAUGGGGAACACUCCAUACGGGCACUUCACUGUGUAUCCGGAGUGUUUCAAAGUCCCGGAUGCUUGGCUAGAAUCCAAAUCACCAGAGUACGAUUACGGGGCUCUUUUCGUCACAGAUCCAAACCUUAUCCCUAAAGCGGUGUACGGUUUUGGAUAUAGGCUUCUAGAUGAUUCUGAUUUAGAAAAACGUGUGAUAACAAUAGCUGGUUACCCUGGCGAUAAACCGGAUGGUACUCUUUGGGUUGCCGGGGGAACGAUUGGUCGCGUGUUGCCGUAUGCCGUCCAUUACGACAACGACACGGAAGGAGGUCAAAGCGGUAGCCCCGUGUGGACUUGGGACAAAUAUAACUGGAUGGUGGUCGGAAUUCACGGAUAUGGAGGAAGCAUGCGGAACUCAGCUCGUCGGCUGACAGCGGACUUGGUCAGGCAGGUUUACGCUUGGUCUGAGGAUUUGCCCACGGCAACAAGUGACCGACAUUCAAUGACCUCUUUUCGCAGUAGUAGUUAUCGUUGGAUGAGGAUCACAAGUAGAAGUGGGAGAGAAACAACUGUUUAAUGAGAUUAUUAGACACGUGAAGUUUUAUGACAUCACAAAAUGCACACGUGUUGGCGUGGACAGAAACUUGUUUAUCUGUCUAUAUACUGUACAACUGUAUACGUACAUGUACUACAGGGUACAUGCAUUACGACGUUUUUUGCAUCAUUACUUAACGAAUUUGUGUAAAAAUCUAAACGACAGCAUUCAAGCAGUAAAAUUCAUGUAAAAUGUGGUUAGUCAUUCAUAUAGCAUAACUGUUUUAUCAUGUUGCUACCUCCAUAUUAAUUUUUAACUUUUUACGAUUUAAACCUUUAUCAUUAUUGAAAGAUCAUUUAUGCACAGUAUUCAGUAUUCAAUUUUUUAUUCACCUCUAAAUAUCAGUGGCAUCUUAAGAGUUGAGUACGUGUUGUGCCGGCAUUAAAAUCAAUCAAUAUCGAAUUCUAAUGGAUUCUGAUUAACAAAAAGGCACUGCAAAAUUACAUAUUUCUUUACCCCUCGUACAAUGUGUCCGUGUCUUUAAAUAAGUCCAUAAAAUAGCUGUGUGGACGCUACGCAAGUACGUAGUGCUUUACAGGCUUCAAAAUCUAUUCCUACACGGUUGGCAUUAAUAUUGAAGGACACCAACAGAGAGACACCACACAUUAAAAAAAAAAACGCCCAUUGACCAAUCAAAAACUUCCAAACACCCUGAUCACGUUGUGAGGUCAAUGUCAACCUUUCUGAUAUUGCUAUAGAGACACUAGCACAUCUGAAGCACUUCCGGUGUAUUACUGCAUAAGUGAACAGUUAUCAGUGUGCCACUUCCUGAAUCCUGCUCGUGACAUGAGGUGCAGCAUACCGUUCCAUGAACUACCUAUAGCAUCACUUCUACUGGAAAUAUCCUUCAACGUGUCGGCUGUGCUACUAUAGUCAUUUUUCUACGCAACGUAUCGUUAUAUAUAAAUAUAAAACCAUCAAUUGGUUAAACAACUAAAUUAUAAAGGUUAAACUCUGAUGACCAUGAAAUCUUCUCGAUUUCGCAGAAUCACUGUAAUUGGAUUCACUGUCGUCUGCUUGAUAGCAAUGCUGUUUUGGAAGGAGCCAAUCCGCGACCACGUCACGUAUCUUGUACCGGUAUUGGACAACGCGAAUGACAAAUCGCCAUGGGACUCUGUCCCGACGCUUGAAAUUUUCCUCCGCAUGUUCCACAAAACUUAUCCUCUUUACGAGAAGAUAUUCAGACCAAGCGUGGUUUUAUUCUGGCCGCCCCAAAUACGUGUGAUGGUUAUCUUAGACAACGAAUCAAAAGAGGAUCAUGCGCUGGAAAAAGCAAUUAGAGACAGUCCGCAAUAUCCAAAAGUUUUCUUUGAAGAUCCUAACCCAGAAGUUUACAACAAUAUCGGUCCAGACCGUAUGCAGAGGUCGAUGUUUUAUCCCGAAAAUUACACCAAGGCCGAGUACGUCGGCUAUGUGGAUACAUACACUCUGUUCGUGACGGUUGUAACGCCCGAAGAUCUUUUUACAGACGGUAAGCCCAUCGUAAUCGGAGUCGUCGGCCAGUUUCUUAACGAAUUUUGGCGAGAUCUAACAAUGAAGCAUUCCAAAUUAUUCAGAACCGGAGAGGUCAUGAAAUGCAUGUCCUACUUCCCCGUAAUCAUGAAAGUGAAAUAUAUUAUUGAAUGCCGCCAUUACCUAGAGCGGUUACAUAAGAAAUCUUUUGAUGCUAUCAUCAAAGAAAUGUCAGCCAAUCGACGCUUUUCUCAAUUCAGCAUAAUGUGUCAGUGCAUUUACACGCUUCAUCGCAAUGAGUACGUCUUUCACCUCCAUCCGCGUCCAAACUGGAACUUCAAAGGCAAUCUCCCCGGGAGAGUACCACCCCAAUUCUACAAAGAAAACUUCACACCUGAAGAACGUACGCCUACCGUCAGAACCUCGAUACAUUGGAAAUUCCAUUCACUACCCAAAAAAGAACUGCUAAAAUCUCCGUACAACAUGGAGACAUAUUACCCUCAAGCUCUUUUGAUGGGAAUUUGCUAUUCCGGUGGGUUUGAUAUGUGUCCGUCACACUGUAGAUUUUUCAAUAGGAGUGCCAUUCAAAGAGACAUGUUUAAUUAUGAAUGGACGGACUGGACUUGGCACCCCGAUUGUAUGGCAGCCCAAAAGAGACAUUACGAGGAAGUGGACCGUUUGUUGACAUAUUACAAAUCACACGGGAUGCCUAUUUUUGGCGAUAAAAAUGUCACCGCUGUUUGUGAUCAAAUUUAUAACAUGCUUCCGUUAGAUAAGAAGUAUCAAUCUAAUGCCCAGAUUAAGACCUAAUCUACCAAAAGUAAGUUUAAUUCUGAGAUCAACCAAGACCCAAUCUAAGAUCAAGACCAAGGCUUGAUUUUCCAGUGAUGUACACUUUUUUGCAAGAAGCAUUGUACUGGUACUUAAUGUCAGUCAACAUUCGAAGGCAAAUAACUGAUUUGGACAGGAGUGAAAAGACAGAUACUAUAUACAGAUAAAUUAUACACUGUGUUGAAUUAACUAUUUGCAUUUUCAGUGUGGGACUUGACUCCCACGGGCAAAUUUUCUUAAUGUCCAUAUUA